This is a messenger RNA of Phaeodactylum tricornutum CCAP 1055/1, 2457 nucleotides long. RefSeq lists its product with no specific name. NCBI's taxonomy places the organism in Eukaryota, Bacillariophyta, Bacillariophyceae, Surirellales, Neidiaceae. The coding region runs from base 1 to 2457 and encodes 818 amino acids. The record is from RefSeq and is a predicted model, not a curated record. The transcript has 4 exons.
AUGUAUACCGAUAUCUACAUUGGUUUGGGCUCGGUCGAAGCCGGGUGGGGCACGUCUCUCCCUCACUACACCGAGACAUCGUUCCUCCUCCCAAGCAUCCCUUCAUCCAUCCCCUGUUUGCCAUUGCCUGAGUUCCGUCCUGGAUUCGGCCCAGUGUGGAUCCAAUCCAGUCCCCCCCAAAAACCGGUUGCCUCGCCCUUGUCCAGACCCCCCCCGACGGAACCGGAGCAGUCGAUUCCCGUCACGGCGAAUGCGGAACACACGGAAACACGGUCGUUCCAAGCUCCCGUCUCGCCCCCGUCGCCACCUAGUGUCGACGCCAUGGCCCACCUAUUGGCCGUUACCAUGGACAGUGACGAUGACGACAACGACGACAAUAACGACCGCGGGUACAAUCACCACUACUACCGAGUGGACGAACAUUCGUACCAAGCGCAUUCCCGUGUGACGUCGUCCGGGGACUGGCGCCAGAACCUUGCCGGUACGGACGAUUGGUCGGGAACCACCGACAGUCGUGACGGUGCCGAUGCCAUUCUGCAACGGGUCGAAGCUACACUCGCUGCCGCCCGUUUGGCGCAAGACAAGCGUAGAUCCAAUCCCGACCUUGUCAUACCGGACGAAGAGCCUUCGGGAACCGCUGCGGCAUCCGAUUCGCCCAGUUGGGCGCCUCACAAUGAUUGUUCACCCCCUGAUGUACCGGACGAGAACGACUUGAGGCUUCUACUCAAUAUUUCUUACGACAACAGUUGUUCCGGAUCAUACGACUCGGACGACAGUAACAGUGUCGUACAGAAGGCACACCAGCGUCCGUCACGACCCCUUAACGACCCCGACAGCCCUUGCACCCGGGUCCGGACUAUCCUCCACACCCCGACAACACGUCCGGAAUCGCUUUUGGCCACACGCAAUCCCAAAUUAAUAUCCCGGAGUCAAGAUAACGCACUCACAAUACCCCCCACUCAAACUGGAUUGGGAAGCGAAAAGGACUCCAACACGCCCCCCAAAACCACUCGACGAGACCAACCACCCUCCAACGAGAGAAUUUCGUCGCCGUGCAACCAUGGAGAUGAGACGAGACCGCAAUCCCCAGAUUUACCAUCCUUGACGCAAAUGUCGUUGUCCGAGAGUUGUCGACGCGAGAAUCAGAUAAUCGGGACUCCCAUGCGACAAUUACCCCUCGCUCCGGUCGAUACGACACCGUUGGUACCUUCCAUCGUGCACGCCCCCAAUCGAAAACCAUACACAACUCCGUCGGACAAGCCUGUAUCGACACCAGUCUCCUCGCCAAACUCUCAAUCGCGUCGGGUCCGAUUUCGGAAUCCAUUUCCCGUUCUCAAACCGGCUCAAGAAGACUACGACCCGAAUACACUUAGUCUCAAGCAUUCCGUCCCCGUACCCGACAUCCCCACACAGUGGCUAAAGCCCAAGUCUCAUCUCAAACAGCUCAUUGUGGCCGCUAUGGGCCAGUCCCUGCCCCGCCGGAGUAACGCCUGUGGUGCCCUCAAAGUUCUACUCCAUAACAAUCCCCAGAAUCAGAUAUCCCUGGCACGGACCGACAGUUUUUUGUCGGCCCUGGUUUUUGCAGCCUCCCAACCUGUUCGAGCGGAAGAUCGUGACUUGGCCAUGGAUGCCCGACGCCGGGCGACCGCUUGUUUGUACAGUGUCUGUGAGCGCAAGGAAAACCGCGUCAUCGCAUUGACCUAUCCUGGCUUGCUGGAAUGCCUCGUUACGGUGGCGGAAGAGGAUCGGACCGAAGCUCGGACGGCAGCCUGUGGAGCGUUGGCCCUGUUAACCAAAUCGAAUUUUGGUAGGGAACCAAUGGUGGAAACACCCAAGUUGAUCGACUUGUUGGCAGACUUGCUGGGGGAAAAUGGGGUAAUCGUCGAGGCACCGAACCAAGCGGUUUCCGUCGAGGCUCCCGAAAGUCGAUUGGAGCAGUUGUCGAGAGCGGACGAAAAAGACGAUAUCGUCCAAGGACUUUGCAAGUCGGAUCAUCAUCAGGAAGAAGCGAAUUUAUCGGAAUCGGAGUCUAACCGAGAGGACGAAUCUACCGAGGCUUCCGAAAAAUCCGAAACGUCUGGAUCGGAGAUCACUCGUUCAAGUUCCGAAAGUAGCCAAUGCACUGAUACCGGAGCUGCCGAGGAUGUAAAACUCGACGCGAGCCGAUGUGAUCGAGAUCCUCUCUCACUUGCAUCGGGCGUUGACCAACAUGGAGCUGCAGCCGUCAGCCGAGCAAUUGACCUUCCAGAGGUGGACUCGAUCCGUCACAUCCACGAAGAAGCCAAUGACGAUUUUUCCCGGCGCACCCGCAUGAACGCCUGUGCGGUACUACUGCAUCUUUCCAAGAGUUGUCCAGUGUCGUCCCGUCUCGUGCUCACCCAUGUCCGUCCAAAUCUCAUAGAUCGUCUUGAGCUCAAAGCCAAAGUUACUGGAGAGCCUACGUUCGGUGUCGAAUGA